GCUCCUUCACCACCAGCGCUGCCCUCAACAACCUCAACAUCAUCUGGAUGGUGAUACCGCUGUCCAACGCCAACCAGCCAGAACAGGUGAUCAUUUACCAGGGCGGUCAGGUGUUCAGCCUCGCCAACCACCUCAAUGGCCGUGUGGGCUUCGUGGCCACCAUGCCAAGUACAAGUGCCUCCAUCUUCAUCAACAACACCCAGCUGUCCGACACUGGGACCUACCAGUGCCUGGUCAACAACCUCCCAGACAGAGGGGGGCGCAACAUCGGCGUCAUUGGGCUCACUGUGUUGGUGCCCCCAUCUGUGCCAGCAUGUCGAAUCCAGGGCACGCUGGAUGUAGGCAGUGACAUCAUGCUGCUCUGCAGCUCAGAGGAAGGUAUUCCCACGCCAUCGUACUCCUGGGAGAAGCUGGACGCGCUGCCCAGGCUGCCGCACAACGCCAUGCAAGACCAGAUGCAGGGGACUGUCACACUGAGAAACAUCAGCACCAGCACCUCAGGACUCUACCAGUGUACCUCCAGCAACGCGAUAGGCAAGAGCACCUGUCUGCUCAACCUGCAGGUUGUAGCACCUCAGCCUCAGAGCGUGGGUCUGAUAGCAGGGACCAUUGCUACAGGGGUCCUGGCAGUCAUCAUCUGUUCCCUCUUAGUGGUGGUCACACUCUUCUACUGGAAGAACAAGAACAAAUACGAUGAAGAGGAGGUCCCCAACGAGAUCAGAGAAGAUGACCUUCCCCCGAAGAGGUCUUCAUCAGUGAAGGCUUUCCACGCAGAUGCGUCCUCCUCAGAGAACGACACGUUGACAUCGACCAACACGUACAACAGUCGCUACUGGCACAACCCUAAAACCAACUACGACACCAACUCCUACACUCGCUACAAUGGAGACACACGCCAGACCUUCUCCACUGCUGCCCAUGGCCCCACGGCGGCAACGACGGCAUCGUUUGCCAACGGCAGCCACACACUCCCGCCACCCAAGACUCUGGUGGUCACGACAAACUCGGCCCCGUCCCCUCCCGCCAUGGUGCGCAGCAACGGCUCAGUGAGCCUCAAACCGGUGGUGGCGUCCACGCACGGGCAGCACACACACUCCUACGCCGUGAGUCAGGCCACGCUGGAGCGGAUGGGGGCGGUGCCGGUCAUGGUGCCCGCCCAGAGCAGAGCGGGAUCGCUGGUGUAA
This is a messenger RNA of Limanda limanda (common dab), 1184 nucleotides long. RefSeq names its product immunoglobulin superfamily member 11 (gene igsf11). Lineage: Eukaryota; Metazoa; Chordata; Actinopteri; Pleuronectiformes; Pleuronectidae. The record is from RefSeq and is a predicted model, not a curated record. Gene Ontology annotation, molecular function: ionotropic glutamate receptor binding. The coding region runs from base 48 to 1184 and encodes 378 amino acids. Gene Ontology annotation, cellular component: cell-cell junction. The transcript has 7 exons. Gene Ontology annotation, biological process: homophilic cell-cell adhesion.